Messenger RNA from Wallemia mellicola CBS 633.66, 1770 nucleotides. Its product is annotated as multidrug efflux transporter. NCBI's taxonomy places the organism in Eukaryota, Fungi, Basidiomycota, Wallemiomycetes, Wallemiales, Wallemiaceae. Gene Ontology annotation, cellular component: fungal-type vacuole membrane. Gene Ontology annotation, molecular function: basic amino acid transmembrane transporter activity. The transcript has 3 exons. Gene Ontology annotation, biological process: basic amino acid transport; transmembrane transport. The record is from RefSeq and is a predicted model, not a curated record. Bases 13 to 1677 code for a protein of 554 amino acids.
UACCCUACUAUCAUGCCGUCUGAACGCGACGCACUCUUAAAUAAGUCAGGUGAUGUCUGGAAACCCACCCUCGAACUCCGUAUUAUACAACUGGUAACCUGGGCCAACGUUUUUCUUGUCGGGUUUGACGCUACAAUUGCAGCAGCAACUUACGCUAUCAUUGGUUCCAGCUUCCAGGAUGCCAACAAUGCGGUAUGGAUAAGCACAUCUUAUCUUAUAACUUCAACAUCUUUUCAGCCGCUCUAUGGUAGACUAUCCGAUGUGGAUAUGUUCGGCAGGCGUAAAUGCUUCCUUUUCGCUACUACUGUUUUCUGGCUUGGUAGCUUAUUGUGUGGUGUUGCACCUAAUAUGCUAUCACUCAACCUUGCCCGUGCAUUCACUGGUAUCGGUGGUGGUGGUCUCCAAUCUGUCGCGACCAUCAUCCUGAGCGAUUAUGUUCCAUUCCAACAUAGAGGAAAAUACCAGUCAGCUAAUAAUCUAUGGAAUGGACUCGGUGCAGCACUAGGAGCAAGUUUAGGUGCAUGGAUUACUGAGCGUUUCAAUUGGAGGUUCAUGUUUCUUGUUCAACUUCCAGUUUGCACGCUCGGUAUAAUAGGAGGCGCGAUUUAUAUAAAAGAACCCAACUACGUCAAAGGACCACUCGAGGAUGAUGUUGCAAACAAGAAGCAAUUGAAAGAUAUUGAUAUCUUAGGUUCACUCACGCUAGUCCUCGGAUUGAGUUCACUCCUUGCCGGUCUAAACCUGGGCGGUAAUGACAAGCAGUGGUCAGAUCCGCUCGUCGUCGGUUUCCUUGUCAGCGCUGCUGUCUUUCUUAUUGGUUUUUGGAUAGUUGAACUCAACGCUGUCGCGCCAAUUCUCCCUCCUCGUCUCCUUAGAAGCACUCUCGCAUAUAGCAAUAUCACAACAAAUUUCUUUUCAGGUGCUGCAUGUAUUUCUUUCCUCUUCCUCACACCACUCUACUUUGAAUCCGUCAAGCAAGAGAGCAGCGGGACGGCUGGACGUCGUCUCAUUGUUCCGGCCUUGGGUUUUCCAGCUGGUGCUCUCGUAGCUGGCUACGUUAUGUCGAGAUAUGGAUACCUUAAUAGAUUAGUUCAAGUAGGAUGCGUUAUCGCUACAAUCGGUUGUGCACUCCCGCUCAAUUUUGACAGUUCAGGAACAAAUAGCGAUGCGACUUACUUUUGGUCACUUGUUCCGACUAAUAUUGGUCAAGGCCUUAUCAAUCCUUCCUCUUUGUUCACUAUGUUGGCUGCAUUUAGCCAUGCUGAACAAGCAGUAUCGACAUCGGUCGUCUAUCUCUUUAGGAACGUCGGCUCAGUAUUUGGUGUUACUGUCACAGCAACAAUUUUCCAGAAUUACGUGAUGGUUUAUCUCCCUGAUGCUCUCUCUGGACUUGACAAUUCAGAUGAUAUAGUCGAUAAAGUUCGUAAAUCUGUCGAUGCAAUCCAUGAUGUUCCAAUAGAGUACAGACUUGCAGUUAAGAGUGUAUUAGCCAAUGGUCUCAAGUCCGCCUAUGGCUGUAGUACAUUAUUUGCAAUUUUCGCUUUGGUUUCUUCUUAUUGGGCGUAUGGAGGCAGUCUUGAAAGAAAGGAUUCAGAUGAGACAUUAUCAGCUCAAUACGUCAGUCAAGGUGAAGAAGAAUUAUCACAAGAAAUCACAAUACCAGUAUGUAGAGCAUGAUAACAUGAUUAUAUAGACAAAGCAUGCAUAUCGUUAGUUAAGAUGCAAUUUAUUCAUCCAUAUGUUAAAUAAAAUACAAAAAUCUAUAAUGAG